This is a messenger RNA of Amphiprion ocellaris (clown anemonefish), 6658 nucleotides long. RefSeq names its product focal adhesion kinase 1-like. The coding region runs from base 1126 to 5103 and encodes 1325 amino acids. Gene Ontology annotation, cellular component: focal adhesion; cytoskeleton. Gene Ontology annotation, molecular function: ATP binding; protein tyrosine kinase activity. Lineage: Eukaryota; Metazoa; Chordata; Actinopteri; Pomacentridae. Gene Ontology annotation, biological process: protein phosphorylation; signal complex assembly. The transcript has 35 exons. The record is from RefSeq and is a predicted model, not a curated record.
GACAACUCUGUGGAUUUACAGAACAAAACUACCACCAUUCUUGGAGAAUUGUGCUUUGAUAUAAUUAUGUGGAAUAUGCUGUCAGUAAUAUUUUGUAAGCUGGAAAUGUGGCAUUUAUGGCUGGAGGGAAGAAACCGUCUUUGAUACGUUGGAUCAGUAACUCUGCUCUGAUGACCCGAAUCUGAUAUUUGCGAGGAUUUAUUUGACCGUGAAGAAAUCAUCCGUCAGCUCAUGAGCCUUGAGUCUGUUUUGGAAGUUUCCAUCUUUUACUGAAGUGUCCUUCAGCAAAUUACUGUAUUAUCUGCCUCCUCAGGGGUCGAAUGCCCCGAGCUGAAGGAGCCAAAACGAGCUUCCUGACAGGAGAUCAGUAGAGAUCACAUUGCACAAUGUUAAAGGUAUUUCUCCAGGUGAAAGGUCACGACACAAAUCGGACGGAUUGAUUACUCAGACUUCCUCAAGAAAUGAAAUGAAGAUUCAGCAGGCUGCAGAGGAGAGAGUCGCAGUCUUGUGAUCGGUAGCUGGAUAUUUUUCACCAGACAUUCAGAUUCGAGUUUAUUUUGGUUGUUUAGUAAUUAGAUUAUUAUGCAAAACAAGGCAUGACUUCAGAUGAACUUUGUCUGGACAGAUUUAGCAUCGAGGCUGGAGGAAAAAGCUCUGCCUCAGUUGAAAAUGAAAACAUUUGCAGCUCCUCUAUCAGUUGGACUCUGAUAAAUAAUGGAUGUCGCUGGUGUUUUCUCUACCUGCUGUGUCACCAAAUUUCAGAGUACAAAGGAUAUUUGACAUCCUCUCUUUCUCCUUAUUGGAUUAUUUGCUUUACUGGAGUUAGUUUCAGCCCUGGGUUUUUAUUGAUUUUAUUUGUUUUUCUAUCAUGGAUGCAUCUGUAACCAGCGAGAACAAAGUGAGCAGCACAGCAAAUCACACUCUUUAACUUUUUGAGGUCAUUUUUGGACAGUUCCAGCUACUUUUCUUUGACUUUUUAAAAUUUGUCUACCUUUUUUUUGUUUGUUUGUUUGUUUUGGAAAAGCCAGAUUAGGAUUUGGUCCUAAUCUGAAGCUCUAUGCUGUUUUUGGGGCCCAGAAGUUUAGUCUGGGCCCGGUGGCCCGACCUGCUCCCCUUACAGAACCAAUGGAAAACAGCGGCUGCAUCCCUCUCUGCUGGAGUAAAGGGGCCUGUAUCUAUGCACAGCAUCCCUUACCAAAAUAUGACGGCCAGUUAGCCCCAGCGCAAGCGUCGGAGUCAGGCAUGGCAUCGUCUUCCUACUUGGAGCCCAACCUCAAUCACUCCUCAGCGGGUGGUUGUGGGGUUAAAUCCCGGUCCGGAAUGCCCGGCGGUCCGGGCACCAGUGGCUCUGCUGGAGGUCUGGAGCGACCUCCGGGCUCCAUGGACCGGGUCCUCAAGAUCUUCCACUAUUUCGAGACAAACAGUGAACCGUGCACCUGGGCCAGUAACAUCCGGCAUGGAGACGCCACAGAUGUCAGGGGCGUCAUCCAGAAGAUAGCAGAGAUCCAUAAACUGCGCUGUGUGUCCUCUCUGGGCCUCCGUCUGACCCAUCUGCACUCUGAUGCUCUCCACUGGCUGCAUCCUGAUCUGGGCGUGUCUCAUGUACGGGAGAAAUAUGAGAAACAGCACCCCCAGGAGGAAUGGAGGUAUGAGCUGCGGAUGCGGUACCUUCCCAAAGGUUAUCUCAGCCAUUUCUCUGAAGACAAACCUUCUCUAAACUACCUCUAUCACCAGGUAAAGAGUGACUACAUGCAGCAUAUAGCUGACCAGGUGGAUCAAGAUGUUGCAUUGAAACUGGGUUGUUUGGAGAUAAGGAGGUUCUUCAGAGAGAUGCCUGGCAACGCUCUGGAUAAGAAAUCCAACUAUGAACUACUGGAGAAAGAUGUUGGUUUGAGAAGGUUCUUCCCUAAAAGUCUGCUGGACUCCCUGAAGGCGAAGGCUCUCCGUAAGCAGAUCCAGCAGACUUUUAAGCAGUUUGCUAACCUCAACGAUGAGCAGAGCAUCCACAAGUUCUUUGAGAUCCUCUCUCCCAUCUACCGCUUCGACAAAGAGUGCUUCAAAUGUGCUUUAGGGUCUAGUUGGGUAAUAUCGGUGGAGUUAGCUAUCGGGCCAGAGGAAGGAAUCAGCUACCUCACAGAUAAAGGCUCAACGCCUACACAUUUAGCUAACUUUAAUCAGGUCCAGUCCAUCCAGUACUCUGCUCUGGAGGAGAAGGACCGGAAAGGCAUGUUGCAGCUGAAUGUGGCCGGAGCUCCGGAGCCGCUCACCGUCACUACAGCGGCGCUGACCACAGCAGAAAACAUGGCCGACUUGAUUGACGGCUACUGUCGGCUCGUCUCCUCAGCGUCUCACUCGUUCAUCGUCAGAGUCCACAAAGAGGGAGACAGAGCUCUUCCUUCUAUACCAAAAGUUUCAAACCAUGAGCGGCGGAUGGAGAAGCGGAUGGACGGCGUACGAACCCGAGCUGUUUGUGUCUCAGGUCACAUUAGUGGCGAUGAAACGGAUGACUAUGCUGAGAUCAUAGAUGAGGAGGACACCUACACGAUGCCUUCAAAAUACUAUGGACUAGACCAAGCCCGGGACUAUGAGAUUCAGCGGGAUCGGAUCGAGCUGGGCCGCUGCAUCGGUGAGGGUCAGUUUGGAGACGUCCACCAGGGAGUCUACAUCAGUCCGGAGAAUCCAGCUCUGUCUGUGGCAGUGAAGACGUGUAAAAACUCAACGUCAGACAGCGUCAGAGAAAAGUUCCUCCAGGAAGCUUUGACGAUGCGUCAGUUCGACCAUCCUCACAUCGUGAAGCUGAUGGGAGUUAUCACUGAGAAUCCAGUGUGGAUCAUCAUGGAGCUGUGCACAUUAGGAGAGCUACGAUCAUUUCUCCAGGUGAGGAAGUACAGUCUGGACCUGGCAUCCCUCAUCCUGUACUCCUACCAGCUCAGCACGGCUCUGGCUUAUCUGGAGAGCAAACGCUUUGUGCACAGGGACAUCGCAGCCAGAAAUGUGUUGGUGUCUACAGUUGACUGUGUGAAAUUGGGAGACUUUGGUUUGUCGCGAUACAUGGAAGAUAGUUCCUAUUAUAAAGCAUCUAAAGGUAAGCUGCCGAUCAAAUGGAUGGCUCCAGAAUCUAUCAAUUUCAGACGGUUUACAACAGCCAGCGAUGUCUGGAUGUUCGGUGUCUGCAUGUGGGAGAUUCUGAUGUAUGGCAUCAAGCCUUUCCAGGGCGUGAAGAACAAUGACGUGAUUGGUCGGAUAGAGAACGGCGAGCGCCUGGCGAUGCCGCCUCAAUGUCCUCCGACUCUGUACAGCUUGAUGACAAAGUGUUGGUCGUACGAUCCCAGCAAGAGGCCACGAUUUAAUGAACUGAAAACGCAACUCAGCACUAUCUUAGAGGAGGAGAAGGUCCAGCAGAAGGAGAGGAACCGGAUGGAGAUGAGGAGGCAGGUCACUGUUUCAUGGGACUCUGGAGGUUCAGACGAAGCUCCACCUAAACCCAGCCUCCGUCCCUCCCUGCUGCCCACCUUCACUAUGGAGUCUGUUCCCUCUCAUCAUCAUCAUCAUCAUCAUCAUCAUCACUGCCAUCUAAACCAUCGCUUUGCCUCUCAGCUUUGCCUCUGCUCUGGGAACCUUCAUCCUUCACCUCCUCUGAACUCCUCCUCCUCUCCCUGUCAUCAUCUUCUACCAAACAUCUCCUACUACAGCAGCUCUUUGUCUCCUCCUGAAUCUAAACCCUCUCUGCUGCUUCACUCUAACAUCUGUUCAGACAGACACCACAGCACCAGUCCUCCCACUGACAGCUUCCACGUCCCUCCAGUUCUGUCCCGGUCCAGUCCGACCCUCAACGAUUGUCCCCAUGUCCACCAGAGCGUCACUUCUAAUCCUAAAGCUCUGCUGCAGCCCAGCUUUCAGCCCCAUCCCAGUGAUCCCAGCAGCCCACCCUGUCCUUCCCCUGCCCCUCUGCUCCUCUCUCCACCUCCAGCCCUCAGUCAGCCCUCCUCUACCCCUCCCAGCCUCCCUGUAACCCCCCACCCAGCUCCCUGCAUCUCCUCGCAGAGAGCCCUGAAGCCCAGUCGACCCGGAUAUCCCAGUCCGCGGUCCAGUGAAGGUUUCUACCCGAGUCCUCAGCAUCCUGGACACUACCAGAUGGCCGGAUAUCCAGGCCCUCACACUCUUCCUUCGGUGCCCAGCGCCUUGUACCCCCCACCAGCCACCAUGAUGGACACCCACCACGCUCACACUCACCCCCGACACCACGUGCACAGUCACUCACAUGUACAGCACCUUCCUCAGCCGCAUGGACCGGACAUGGCUCUGUGGGGAUCUGCAAUGGAGGACGGUGCGGUAGACUUGCAGCAGUGUGUAGAGCAGCAGUGCCUGUUAAUGGAGGAACAGCUGAUGAUACAGCAGCAGCAGAUGGAGGAGGAUCAGAGGUGGCUGGAGCAGGAGGAGAGGCUGCUGAAACCGGACUCGAGGAGUUCUAGAGGAAGUCUGGACAGAGAAGAAGGUGGACUCCAACCACCGACAGGAAACCAGCACAUAUACCAGCCCGUUGGCAAACCAGAGCAUGCAGCACCCCCAAAGAAACCUCCUCGACCCGGAGCCCAGAGCCAGAUGGGCCUGGCCUGCCUGAGUACUGGAGACAGCUACAACGAUGGAGUCAAGCUGCAGCCUCAGGAGAUCAGCCCGCCUCCCACCGCCAACCUCGACCGCUCCAACGACAAGGUGUACGAGAACGUGACGGGUUUGGUCAAAGCUGUGAUCGAGAUGUCGAGCAGGAUUCAGCCGGCGCCUCCGGAGGAAUACGUUCCCAUGGUCAAGGAUGUGGGUCUGGCGUUGAGGACGUUAUUGGCCACAGUGGAUGAGACUCUACCUCAACUUCCUGCCAGCACACAUCGAGAGAUUGAAAUGGCCCAGAAGCUGCUGAACUCUGACCUGGCAGAGCUGAUUGGGAAGAUGAAGCUAGCCCAACAAUAUGUGAUGACCAGCCUGCAGCAGGACUACAAGAAGCAGAUGCUGACGGCUGCUCACGCUCUCGCCGUCGACGCCAAGAACCUGCUGGACGUCAUCGACCAAUCACGGCUGAAGAUGAUGGCCCAGUCCCGCCCACAUUAGCCCCCUGCCGGCCGAGCUGACCAACAGCAGCAUCACGGUGGUUCCUGUUGGCGGGGCAGAGCUCCAGACUCUGGAUUAGUGACCAGAGAACCAUCAGAAUCUGGAUUCAAAUCACGCCACUGUGACUUUAUCACCUAAGAACAGAGCAAAAACAUUUCCUGAAUCAGGGACUGGCAGCUUCGCUCUCUUUGGACUGGAACACAGUGACGACUGGAGGAAGAGAGGAACAAACUGCAGCUCUGGGCCCGAGAUCCACUCAGAGGUUUAAUCAGUGGGAGGGACAUCGAGUGGAUUUACAGCUUUUAGGCAGAACCAUCGAUCUGCAACGUGCAUGAAGCUUCAGAGAGAAGGACUUUACAUCAGCACCUUUAUGACGGCUGGUACGGAACUCCUUCCUCACCACAACCAGAUGUUUCCUCUCCGGGUUCAGGUGGAUGUUUCAACCAGAAAACUCACAGUAACUAUUCUUGGUCUCCAUCCCAUCCUGGGUUCCCUCCGUCUCACCAGCUUUUAUUUAUAGACUCAGAUCACACAGAGGAGACGGAGGGAGGACCAGGAAACUUCCUGUUUCACUCACUUCUCCUUCUUCUCAGUCUUCCUCAGCUCCUCUCUGAGCAGAUUUAAAGACUCCAAAUGUGAAGAAUCCAACUCUGUCUGGGUGAACACUAAAAUCACCUUUUUUUAUUGGCUGGCUCCAUGUUUUUGUUGUUUUAAGCUGUUUUCUUCUUCUUCUCCUCCAUCUUCUUCUCCUUCUUCCUCUGUGCUGAAAACAAGCAGAUAUUCAAUCCCAGCAGUCAGAAAGUCGUGGAUUUGAUGGUUUAUUGUGAAGAGAAGGUUCUCGUGUCUCAGACUGGUCACUGAGCUUUGCUUCUUUCUUCUGUAGUCCCAAUAUUAUUCAGAUGUUCCUCAUAAGAGUGUCACACCUUUACCUGUCCAGCCACCCACCAGUGACACACACAAACCUACACCUGGAACCUUUGUGCUCAGAGUUCCAGUUUCCGUCAGGUGUCACACUUUAAAAUGCCCCCAGGGAAACAAACACAUGAAAUGUGGAGCCACAUGACUGGAACUCAAAACACUGAACUGAGAAAACCGCAGAUGUUAAUAUGGAGCCACAUAAUGACUUCUUGCUAUAUGAAUUAUCCUGGUGACCGUACUGGUGUAGCAUGGUAUACUGGUACAGAGAAGAGCAUAUUUGCACAGCACCAAAAAAACAUAAAAAAAAUAAAACCACACAUCCUAACUUUUUUAAUCCUAUUUUACCCAGAUGUGACUCCCAUGUUUAGCCAGCAAAGAAACUAUCAGAUAUCUGGGUGUUAUGGGGAUGAAAAUAUGAAAAAAAAUCAAAAAACAAACAAAACAAUCUAUUUUAUCUCCUCGUUGUUGUGUAAAUCUGCUCAUGUUGGUAUAUUGUAAGCUAUACUGGUGUGUAUCACUGGUCAAUUGUACAGAACUCGUACUAGUAAACACUGGUUUUUAUUUUGUCUUCUGGGCUCAAGCAGCCAUCCUGUCAAAUAGGAGGAAAAAACAAUGAAAUAAAACAAUGACGAAAUCA